AUGGCAAGUACUAAAGCAAAUGCUACUCAGUGGGCGAGCGAGGGUUCUUGGUUCGAGAGGGAGGAUGGAAGGAGAGGAGUGUGGGUGCUGGAUGUGAGCACACGGGGUGUUCUGUUGUGUGUUCUAGUGGUUCAGAGGUGGAUCUCUCUUGGUUUCUCUGGUUUCUUUGCUAGUGUCCAUGAAUGGAGGCGGUCCCUGUUUGACCGCUACAACGUCGUAGCCUGGAACGCGAUCGUCCAGGCGGUUGCCCAGUUUGGAGAUUUUGACGAGGCCAAGAAACUCUUUGACCGUACGCCAUGCUGGAGCAUUGUCUCCUGGAACGCGAUGAUCACCGCGUACGGACAGAGGGGUUACGUCGACGAAGCCCAAGAAAUGCUCCACAGAAUGUCCCAGUGGAAUGUGGUGUCUCUCACGGCACUGGUAGCGGCUUACGGCCAAAACGGGCACCUAGAUCUCGCCAAAGAACUCUUCCACUGGAUGCCCGAGAGGAACAUCAUCACCUGGAACUCGAUGCUAGCUUUCCACCCGGGAGAUGGAAGCCAUCGUCUGGAAGAAGUGUUUUCGCUCAUGCCCUCCUGGGACCUGGCAUCGUAUAACUCUCUCGUCCAGGCACACGCGGAGCGAGGUAGCUUGGCGCGAGCUCGAGAGAUCUUCGACACAAUGUCCAAGCGCGAUUGGAUCUCCUGGCUCAUCAUAAUCACGGCUUUCUCUAGAGCAGGAAAGGUUGACGAGGCUCGGAAACUCUUCGACGCUUCACCGGAGCCGCGGAACGCUGCCCUGUGGAGCUGUAUGAUAAGCUGCUACACCGACAACGGCCGCUUGGAUGGAGCCAAGUUGAUGUUUGACACCAUGCCCGUCCCGAGCCUGAUUUCCUGGACCACCAUGCUCUCGGCUUAUGCCACCGGAGGACGAGCUCGGGAAGCACUGCAGCUGUUUAGCUCGAUGAUUCUUCAUGGCCUGGAGUGUAAGGAGGUGAGCUUCGUCACCGUCUUGAAUGCCUGCAGCCAUAUGGGAUGGGUCGAAACUGGCCGAGAAUACUUCCUCUCCAUGGUCUCCGACCAUGGAAUUCAUCCUGUUCCUGACCACUACACUUGUCUUGUUGACGCCUUUGGCCGCGCAGGGCAGUUGAAUAGAGCUCGGGAUCUUCUUCUCAGUGUACCUUUCAUGCCGGACUGUGCUGCAUGGGGAGCUUUGCUGGGUGCUUCUAUAGUUUAUGACGAUGUUCAAGUUGGCGAGUUAGCAGCGGAGCAACUAGUGGAGCUUGAGCCUGACCAAGCCACCACUUACGUGAAACUGGCUAAUGUUUACGCGGCUGGUGCUCGGUUGACGUAG
Selaginella moellendorffii is the source of this 1332-nucleotide messenger RNA. Its product is annotated as pentatricopeptide repeat-containing protein At4g02750. The transcript has 2 exons. Gene Ontology annotation, molecular function: protein binding; RNA binding. Gene Ontology annotation, biological process: RNA modification. Bases 1 to 1332 code for a protein of 443 amino acids. NCBI's taxonomy places the organism in Eukaryota, Viridiplantae, Streptophyta, Lycopodiopsida, Selaginellales, Selaginellaceae. The record is from RefSeq and is a predicted model, not a curated record.